This is a messenger RNA of Dromaius novaehollandiae (emu), 1677 nucleotides long. RefSeq names its product RAD23 homolog A, nucleotide excision repair protein (gene RAD23A). The record is from RefSeq and is a predicted model, not a curated record. The transcript is spliced from 9 exons. Gene Ontology annotation, biological process: nucleotide-excision repair; proteasome-mediated ubiquitin-dependent protein catabolic process. NCBI's taxonomy places the organism in Eukaryota, Metazoa, Chordata, Aves, Casuariiformes, Dromaiidae. Gene Ontology annotation, cellular component: cytosol; nucleoplasm. Gene Ontology annotation, molecular function: damaged DNA binding; polyubiquitin modification-dependent protein binding; ubiquitin binding. Bases 134 to 1213 code for a protein of 359 amino acids.
CGGCGACGCGCUUCCGGCCCCGCGCGCGUCACGUGGCGGAAGCGGCGGGGCGCCUAAGAUGGCGGCGGCGUGAGUUGCAUGUUGUGGGGCCGCCGCGUCCGCUGGGAGGAUCCGCCCGGGCCGCCCCGCCGCCAUGGCGGUGACCAUCACCCUCAAGACGCUGCAGCAGCAGACCUUCAAGAUCCGCAUGGAGCCCGACGAGACGGUGCGGGUGCUGAAGGAGAAGAUCGAGGCGGAGAAGGGCAGCGACGCCUUCCCCGUGGCCGGCCAGAAGCUCAUCUACGCCGGCAAGAUCCUGAGCGACGACGUGCCCAUCCGCGACUACCGCAUCGACGAGAAGAACUUCGUCGUCGUCAUGGUGACCAAGGCCAAGUCGGCGCUGGGCCCCGCCGCCGCUGCCCCCCCCGAGGCCCCGGAGCCCGCCCCGGCCCCCGGGCCCCCCCCGGCCGCCGCUGACGCCGCCCCCCCGCUGCCGCCGCCGCCCGCCGCCCCCAGCGAGGAGCAGCCGCCCCAGGACCCCCCCCCCGUCGCCCCCGCCGAGCCGGCAGCCGGCUCUGUUCCCCCCCCAGGUAGCGCGGGGCGCUCGGCCGACGCCGCCUCCACCCUCGUGACGGGCUCGGAGUACGAGACGAUGCUGACGGAGAUCAUGUCGAUGGGCUACGAGCGGGAGCGGGUGGUGGCCGCCCUGCGCGCCAGCUACAACAACCCCCACCGCGCCGUCGAGUACCUGCUCACGGGCAUCCCCGGCAGCCCCGAGCCCGAGCGGGCGCCCGUGCAGGAGAGCCACCCCCCGGAGCAGCCGCCGCCCGAAGGGGAGAACCCGCUGGAGUUCCUGCGGGAGCAGCCGCAGUUCCAGAACAUGCGGCAGGUGAUCCAGCAGAACCCGGCGCUGCUGCCCGCCCUGCUGCAGCAGCUGGGCCAGGAGAACCCCCAGCUGCUCCAGCAAAUCAGCCAGCACCAGGAGCAGUUCAUCCAGAUGCUGAACGAGCCGCUGGGCGAGCUGGGCGACCUCGAGGGCGAGAUGGGCGCCAUCGGCGACGAGUCGCCCCAGAUGAACUACAUCCAGGUGACGCCUCAGGAAAAAGAAGCCAUAGAAAGGUUGAAGGCGCUGGGCUUCCCCGAGAGCCUGGUCAUCCAGGCCUACUUCGCCUGCGAGAAGAACGAGAACCUGGCGGCCAACUUCCUCCUGAGCCAGAACUUCGACGACGACUGAGGGGGGCCGCGGCGGGCGCCCCCCCCUCCCCGCCGGGGCCCCCCCCACGCCCGGGAGCCCCCCCGGGGCCGCCCCGACCUCCCGCACCCACGCGGGGAAGGGGGAGGAUGUGGGCCCCCCCGGGGCUCCCCCAUGGCGCCGCUGCCCCUUUAAGGGAGCCCCGGGGUGGGGGAGCCUCGUUGGGCCCCGGCCCUGCCACGCCCCGAGGGAGUGGUGCUGAUUGGCUGCCCCCGCCCCAGCGCCCGCCCUCUCUUAAGGGGGCAGCGUGCUCUUGGGAAAAGCGCUGCUUCUGCCCCCCCCCCACCCCCAAAAUCCCCCCCGCCCCCCCCCCCGUUUCACCCCACGGGAAAUGCGAGCCGCUGCCUGGGGGGGGGAGGGGGGGCUGCGGGGGGGGCUCCACCGCUGUGUAAAAAACAUAACAAAAUCUAGGAGGGAAAAGAUUAAAAAGCAGAAUUUUAAACCUG